ACCAAUAUAAAAUUUAUUUUGUUGAUCACUGGGAUCACUGUUUGUUAAACCAUAAAAAAUAGUGUUAUAAAUUUAAGAACUGUUAAGUGAUUUAAAAUUUUUACAUGAACAAUUCAGUGCCAGCAUAAAUUUAAAAAAUAAAUUCCACCUAAAAAAAUUAUCUGUCCAUCGCCUUAACAAUUUUCCGACUUUGUUAAAUAAAUUAAAUUAACUCCACUCGUCAAUGGGUUCAAAAAAUUACUAAAUAUAAAAAAAAAAUUACAAAAGUUUAUUUAUUAAAACUUUUAUGUCAUACAUUUAAAUUUUAGUUUGACAUUAAGUAAAAAAUGUUUAGUAUAAAAAAAGGUUGGAAAGCUCCAUAAUGUGUCAAUAGAAAAAUUCUAUUUUUGUAUUCAUCCCGUUGAUUCGAAUGACCCUAAUUAUCCACAAUAAAUAUAAGCCAUGAUAAAAUUAUUGGAAAAAGAUAAUGAAGUUGUGGCAAAUUUAAAUUUUUUUACUCUAUCAUUUAAAUUUUUAAAUUUAAAUUUUAAAUAAAAAUAAAAAUGUUUUGUUUUAAUGACAGAUUUAAAUUAAACAAUGAAAUAUUUAUAAAUAUAUAUAAAAAUAAAGUUAAAUUUAUGUCAUGGUUUGAUAUUUUAGUAAAACCACAAUUUAUAUCACGGAUAAAUUUUAUAAAUAAAAGCUCGUUGUUAAAAAGUGAUAAAUAUAAUAUAGUAAAUAUGAAAAGUAUCGUAUCAUUUUUAAGAUCACUCAUGUAUUUUACUGUUAUAUUUAUUGUUGUAAAUAUAUUGUCGGUGGCUGAUGCAUCAGAGCCACUUAGAAACCCCUAUGAAGUUUUGGGGGUAACGAGACACGCGACAAUUCAAGACAUAAGGAAAGCAUACAAGAAUCUUGUCAAAGAAUGGCAUCCAGACAAAACAGAUCAUCCGGGAGCUGAAAAUAAAUUCGUUGAAAUAACGAAAGCCUACGAGUUGUUAUCCGAUCCAGAAAGAAGAAGAAAAUUUGAUAAUCAUGGAAUAACUGAGGAACAUAUUUCAAGACCAAAACAAUCAAAUUACUUCCAUAAGACUGAUCCUCUUGACGAGUUGUUUAGUGGCGGUAAUUUUAAAUUUCACUAUCAAACUCGCGAUUUAUCAUUUUUUCACAAAAUGAGUAUUUCCUAUCGUACAUAUGAGAAUAAUGUUGUACCUAAAAGCUAUCGAACCCCGUAUUUUAUUUUGUUUUACUACGACUGGUGUUUCACUUGCUUUCAAAUCGAACCGACAUGGAGACGAUUGAUUGAUGAGUUGGAACCCAUUGGGGUUAAAUUGGUAACAGCACAUGCUGAGCGCGAGCCUUCAUUUGCGAGAAGAGUUAGCGUUCAUUCUGUUCCGUGUCUUGCUAUUACUUUGGACGGACGCACGAGUAUUUAUAAAGAUUCUUUGUUUAGCGAGAAAAGAAUUGUUGAAUUUUUACGAAAUAAAUUUCCAUACAAGCUGUUCCAAAACAUUAACGAUAAUAAUAUUGAUCAAUUUUUAUCUGGCUGGGUAGACAAUAAAAUCCGAGCUUUAAUAUUUGAAAAACGUGAUUCGCCUAGAUUACGUUAUCUACUUGUCGCAUUUCAUCAUCGUGAGCGAGUUGCAUUUGGAUUUGUUCAACUCGGCAAACCUGAGACCGAAGCAAUAGCAUUGAAAUAUAAAAUUCCAAAAGAUAUGAAUACUCUGUUAUUAUUCAAUGAAAAUUCCGAAAAACCAAUGGCUUCAGUCAGUAUGAAAGACAUAUCCAGCGAAACGAUGCAUAAUGUAAUAAAAAACAACAAUUACUUAACGUUACCUCGGCUUUCAAACCAAGCGAUGUUAGAUUCCGUGUGUCCGCCUGAAUGGUUGAAGCCGCAGAAACGAUUAUGUGCGAUUUUGGUGUCGCAAAAUAGUGCGAUCCAUGAUCUAGCACGACACAAAUUUCGUCAAGCUGCUAUGGAAUCACCCUACAGCACUGAGCGUGUAAGAUACACGUAUAUAUUCAAAGAAUCACAGCCGGAAUUCGUAGCAGCGUUGAGUGCAAGCGAAGGCAGUCCAAUGGAACCUCUACUGCACAUCGUAAUAAUUUGGCGCCGUGAUGUAAAUAAUUUGAAAUACGAGUGGCUGAAAACACAGUGGGUUGAGCCGACCCAAGAUGAAAACAAAUGGAACGAAUCGAGACGAAAUUUAGAACAGACGAUUCAAAGAUUGUUACGAAUUUCCGAAGCGUUGCCUUACGCAGCUAAAAUUGAAGAGCUGGCUGACGAACAUGCCCAGGGAACUGUUGAUAAAAUCAUUGGAAGAGCGCUACUGGCUGUUGACUACAUCUCUGAUAAUAUUUCCAAGGAACACGUUCUUCCUCUGAUAUCUGUAAUAGCGACCUUGGUAUUAAUCGGAGCUGCUGGCUACGGAAUGUCUUAUCUAGUUAAAUUAGAAGAAAUAAGUAUCAAAAUGAAGAAAGGCGACUACGAAAAUAAUUCUAAGCCACCGCAACUCUCCUCGCAAUUGCGGCUCCAUGAAUUGCGGGCGGAAAAAUACAACGGACUUGUACGGUUACUGAAACCUGGAUGCCGGACUAUUAUAUUGCUGGUGGACCACCAGAGCAGAUUGAAAUUAAUCCCGGCAUUUCACAAAGCGAUUUGGCCUUAUAGAAAAAAUAAAACGUUGAUGUUUAGUUAUAUGAAUAUGGAACGCGGAUUGAAUUGGUAUAAAAAAUUACUGUCGUUAAGUCUACCGGAUUUGAUCGAAUUGAAUAUUAAUCCGAAAAAUUGUGUUGGUACUGUUCUGGCAUUGAAUGGCCACCGUAAAUAUUUUUGCAUUUAUCAUGCUAAGCAUCCGGAGUGUAAUAAAGACAAAGAGUCAAAGCGCAUGGAACGGAUCACCAAACAAAUGAGCCAACGAUCUGACGAUGCAGAAGCUGGCGCAUUUAUAGGCUUUGAUAAUUCGAGUGAUUCCGAAAUCUCACAGGAUGAAAUGAAAAAUAAUCUUCCUGACCCAAACAAACCUUUAGCCGGUUUACCCAAUUGGCUUGAUAGAUUGUUCGAAGGCUCGACACAGCGCUAUCAUGUUAACUACUGGCCGGAUUUCACUGCCAAAUAAUAAAAAUAUAAUAAUAAUAAUAAUAAUAAUAAUAAUAAUAAUAAUAAUAAUAAUGGUAAGUAUUUAAACUUUUACUAUUAAAAUAAUAAAUCAGGUGUCUUGAUUCUAGUCAGUUAAGUGCUAUUAGUAUGACUAUUAAAAAGUGUUAUCAAUAAAACUAUAAUUUAAAUUCACCUUAACACCAUAACACACUCAUAAAAAAAUAUGAAUAUAAAUAAAACAAUUACGUUGUUAAAAAUCAUGUACCUAUUAUAUGUAUGAGCUUUACGUAGUCCGAUUUAAUUCAAAUCCGAGUCAUGAAAAUUAUAAUUUAUAAUAUAUAAAAAAUACCCAAGAUAUUCUUGAUUUUACGUAAUAGAAGUAAUUUAAUUAAUUAAUGGGAAGGCAUCAGUUGCCUACGUUGUUUUUGCUGAAUGUAUUAAAUGUUUGCAAUAUUUUUUCGUACUUUAUAAUUUCUUACUGCUCAGUUGGCUACUAAAAUUUAUUCUACGGUUCUAUUGCCUACGGAAAUAUUAAAUAUAUAAUUUAAUUGCAUAAAAAAAUAAUUGCACUGUCCUAUUGCCUACAGAAAAAUAAUUCAUGAUGUUCAAUUGAUUGCUAUUUAAUUGUGAACCCAAAUCAAAGAAAUACCUGAUUAAUGUAGACAAGCUCCUGAUUUUGCUGAGAAAAUCUUGUACUUGUUGAGGAGAAAUGACCAACGUUCAAGACCGAUCACUUGAUAAAAAAAACGCAGCUGGUCUGAAAAAUAUCAGAACCUCGGUAGUCUUCACAAUAGCAACUGGAAAACUUGACAGAGUUUUCUAUCAGAAAUUAGUGAGCUGAUCAGGUGUUUCCCUGCGUCGACUAUGAGAUUCAACCCAGUGUCUUAUUAUGGACAUGGCGAGUUGUACUUUUGUCAAGACUACCGCAGUUCUGAUAUUUUACAGAUCAAUCGUCUUUUUUUUAUCAAGUGAUCGGUCUUGAACGUUGGUCAUUUCUCCUCAACAAGUACAAGAUUUUCUCAGCAAAAUCAGGAGCUUGUCUACAUUAAUCAGGUAUUUCUUUGAUUUGGGUUCACAAUUAAAUAGCAAUUAAUUGAACAUCAUGAAUUAUUUUUCUGUAGGCAAUAGAACAGUGCAAUUAUUUUUUUGUGCAAUUAAAUUAUAUAUUUAAUAUUUCCGUAGGCAAUAGAACCGUAGAAUAAAUUUUAGUAGCCAACUGAGCAGUAAGAAAUUAUAAUGUACAAAAAUAUCGUAGGCAUUUUGUUAAGUUUCAUUAAUAUAAAAAAAUAAUAACAUUUCCUAUAUUAUUCAAUCAGAAAUUUUAAUGGACCAAAAAUUAUUAUUUUUUUUUAAAUUAUUGUAUUAUUUUAAUUUUUAAAUCAACAGUGGAGUCUAGUCAAGUCAUAAUAAAAUUUUGAUAAAAUUGAUUUCUUUUUUUUUUUUAAAUUAAAUUUGAGUGAAAACACGCAUCGGCAGUCACUAUUUUAAAAACUAUCGCACGUUCCCAAUAAUGGGAUAUUUAAAAAAAUUCUAUUUGUUAAGUAUUUAAUUAGUAUUAAAUAAUUGAAUAUUUACUGCAGUAUUUUUAAAAUAAUUAGACAUUUUUAAUUUAAAAAAAAAAUGAGUGCAAUUAUAUUGAGUUUUUUUGUUGUCAAUAAUUAUAAAAUUACGCCCAGUCAUAACUAUCGAAUUAAUGUUCUGCGUAAGGAAGUAUUUUAGUUUUAUAUCGCAUUGUCGUUAAUACUAAUCAAUAAAUUUUGCCAUAUUCACAAAAUAUGUAAUUAGAAUAAUAUUGUAAUAUCAUAGAAUUGCACAUUUAUUGACAAUCUUUAUCGUAUUAAGUCAAAAAAUUAUUUCAAGACAUUAUUUUAUAAAUAGCAAUGAAAUUUAUUUAAAAAAAAAAAAAAUAGUACAAAUUUCAUUUUUUAAAUUUUGUGUUUUCAAAUUUAAAUUUGCCGGUAGUGUCAAAAUUUUUUCCUUCAUUAGUUUCACUUGAUUUUAGUCACUAAAUAAUAAGCGAUAUUGAUAUUAUUAUUAUUAAAUUGUCCAGCCAUAAAAAAAUCAAAAUGAGGGACAAAAUGAGCCGCUUGAAAAAAAUUAUAAAAUUGAAGUAAUUUUUAAAAAUUAUUGUAGACUUUUUUCUACAUUAAAAAAAAAUUGUGUGAGUCCAUGAUGUGUUUAGUGUUAAUUGGUGCUUAGAAUAAAUUUUGAAAAUUAAUACUAAAUUAUUAUAAUUAAAUAUUGAAAUUUUGUCUUAAAAUUUUUCCGCUUGAUUAUUAAUUAAAAUUAAAAAAAAUUAAUUGCAAAAUUAUUUAGGAGGAAUUAUAAAUUAAUUAUAAAAUUUUAUGAGGCCCAAAUUGCCUCAGGUUUGUUUCGCUUACUUUUAGUGUUUGAAAAAAAUUUGUGUGGGCUCAUUUUGCACUCCCGCCUCUUUCCCUUCUAUACAUUUAUAAAAUAAUUAAGUGUAAAAAAAUUAUACGCUCUUAUUGUAAUAAAAUGGAUUAUCAAUUAAAAUAAAAAUAAAAGAAAAAUUGUUAGAUAGACAACUUAAUAAUUAACGAGUUCUCAAUCACAAUUUAUAGCAGUAAUUUUAUGGCAGCUAUAUUUUUUGGUUUAAUUUUAUUGGUAAAAAAAACUGAUUAAAAUAGAAGAUGGAAAUAUAUGUGAAUAUAUUAGGGUGGUCGUUAAAAAUUAAAUUUUCUCAGGUGCACCAUAAAAAGCUUGUUAGUGGAAAAAUACGAGGGUAAUUUGGUUUUUUCUUUUUAAGUAAAAAGAACACGUGCCUCAGGACGUCAAAGUUUAUUUUUCGAUGCAAUCGCGGUUUUUUUUAAAUAUCUCAUGAAAUAUGCAGAUUGAAGGAAAAAAUCAUAGGAACAAUUUUGUAGGAAAUUAAAUUCUUGACAAAAAAGGUCAUAUUCAUUUUUUUUAUAAAAUGUGUAUUUGUGAAGAUAUUUAGAAAAAACUUUUUUAGAUCUUAUCAAUUGAGCAUUGAAAGGAUUACGAAUGUUAAAAAUAACGUUUUUUCUUAAAUAUAGACAACUUCUUAACUCGUAACAUAUCAAUCAUUAAUGCUUGUUACAGUUUCUAUAUGCUUAGAAAAAUGUUAUUUUUAAAAUUUGUAAUCCUUCUAACGCUCAAUUCAUAAGAUCUAAAAGUUUUUUUAAAAUAUCUUCAUCAAUACCCAUUUUAUAAAAAAAAUGAAUAGGACCUUUUUUGUCAAGAAUUUAA
Microplitis mediator is the source of this 6304-nucleotide messenger RNA. It is a transcript of the gene l(3)80Fg, whose product is annotated as dnaJ homolog subfamily C member 16. The transcript is spliced from 5 exons. The coding region runs from base 543 to 3095 and encodes 850 amino acids. Lineage: Eukaryota; Metazoa; Arthropoda; Insecta; Hymenoptera; Braconidae. The record is from RefSeq and is a predicted model, not a curated record.